GAUAUGUACCUUCAAGCCAUAACAUACCGCCUUUACAUCAUCUACUUUUGCUUUUCACAACUAAUACAUACAUGUAUGUUGUAUGAAAUAUAUCAACUCCUAAAUUCUCUCAAUUCCUUUAUUCCUAACAGAAUAUACUCAUAUAAAAAGCCAGCAUACCAGAGAGAAGACUAGAGACAGAAUAUUGUUUUGGGGUUCCAAGAAACGUUAAAAAUAUCAGGGGUCAUUCUAGCGCUGAGUGAGCCCAUCGUCGAGAUUGUUUGAGUACGACUAUGGGCAAAUACAGAGGAAAUAGGUCUAUUCUAUUCCGCCAAAAGCCACCUCAGAAAUAUGUCAGCCCCAAAAAUUGCUGGAACGGGCCAUUCCGGUUCUUCGAUCUACCAGCAGAGCUCAGAGACCAAAUUCUAAAACUCGUAAUCCUCGAGUCAGAUUCUACAAAAUAUACUGUUCGUCUCUUCUUAACAUGUCAAAGCAUCUACGCCGAAGCUGCAACAAUAUUCUACGAAGAGGUCUACCUCGACAACAUGCGUCUUAAGGGGACGGUUGAUCCCUUUUUAGCUGGGCAACUUACCAGGGUUGCCCCUCGACAGUAUGUGCGGAACUUGACUAUCAGAUUCCCUAUGAAUGAACAUAUCUCCUUAUUCGGAGGUACCUACGGCACUGCCUUACGGGAAAUGGUAGAAGAAGGCCGACUCCAGAACUUACGACUAGAGGUCGGAAGCCGCUUUCCUUGCUACGAGUUCUGGGGUCUCGAGGAGGAUGAUAUGUUCACGUAUGGCAAUGUGCGCCUCCCGGAUCAAAGAGGGGGUUGGACGGUUGCUUCUAUGCCCCUUUUAGUUACGAGGGAACCGUUCCAGACUUUUCUUAAAUUCCUGGAAGAGUUCAGAGGUGUGAAAGCCUCUUUAUAUAUCGAUGCCAGGGACCAUUUGAAAUUUUGGUGCCCGUUCCAUCGUCUCCCUCCAUCGCCUAAGGAAUGCGGUGGGGAUUGGAGAGGCAGCGCAGCGGCGUUGAAGAUCCAGUGCUCGGUCCUAGUCAGGGUCUUCAAAGGAGCGCAUCCGGUGGGACCAACCCCUAAUAAAUGCUGAUAUCCAAUUGAUGCGUUUCUGGCUUAACAUUGCCAACGAAUUUAUCUCUUUUGACGGCGAGUUUGAUACUAGCUGGGGUUGUUUAUGAGAGUAUGAAUAUGAUCACGAUAAUAACGAGCUUCAUGUCCGCCUACGAAAAACCCCUCUUAUGACGAAUGUGGCGCAUUGAUGGAACCUCAUCGAACGAGUGGUGCCGCCAGGGGGUACAAUAAAUAACAAAAACUCC
Messenger RNA from Hypoxylon trugodes, 1311 nucleotides. RefSeq lists its product as uncharacterized. The record is from RefSeq and is a predicted model, not a curated record. Lineage: Eukaryota; Fungi; Ascomycota; Sordariomycetes; Xylariales; Hypoxylaceae. The transcript has a single exon. Bases 273 to 1085 code for a protein of 270 amino acids.